Messenger RNA from Harpia harpyja (harpy eagle), 2140 nucleotides. It is a transcript of the gene CHRNA10, whose product is annotated as cholinergic receptor nicotinic alpha 10 subunit. Gene Ontology annotation, biological process: chemical synaptic transmission; regulation of membrane potential; monoatomic ion transmembrane transport. The coding region runs from base 4 to 1383 and encodes 459 amino acids. Gene Ontology annotation, molecular function: transmembrane signaling receptor activity; acetylcholine-gated monoatomic cation-selective channel activity. Lineage: Eukaryota; Metazoa; Chordata; Aves; Accipitriformes; Accipitridae. Gene Ontology annotation, cellular component: postsynaptic membrane; neuron projection; synapse. The record is from RefSeq and is a predicted model, not a curated record. The transcript has 5 exons.
GGGAUGGAGCCCGGAGCUCGCCCGCUGCUCGCCCUCUGCCUCGCCAGCUGCCUCCUGGCCCCAGGCUGCCGGGGGGCGCAGGGCAGGUUCGCCUACAAGCUGCUCCACGACCUCUUCGCCAACUAUUCCAGUGCCCUGCGCCCCGUGGAGGACACGGACCGGGCGCUCAACGUCACCCUCCAGAUCACCCUCUCCCAGAUUAUCGACAUGGACGAGAGGAACCAGGUCCUCACCUCCUACCUGUGGGUCCGCCAGGCCUGGCUGGACGCCCACCUCACCUGGGACAAGGAUGCCUACGAUGGCAUCGACAGCAUCCGCAUCCCCAGCAGCUACGUCUGGCGGCCGGACAUCAUCCUCUACAACAACGCCGACGACCACUUCGGCGGCUCGAUGGAGACCAACGUGGUGCUGCGCUCCGACGGGCACAUCAUGUGGGACUCGCCCGCCAUCACCAAGAGCUCCUGCAAGGUGGACGUCUCCUACUUCCCCUUCGACGGGCAGCGGUGCCGCCUCACCUUCGGCUCCUGGACCUACAACGGGAACCAGAUCGACCUCCGCAACCGGCUGGACACCGGGGACCUGACGGACUUUGUGGAGAACGUGGAGUGGGAAGUGCUGGGCAUGCCGGCCACGAGGAACGUCAUCACCUAUGGCUGCUGCUCCGAGCCCUACCCCGACGUCACCUACACCCUGCUCCUCCGCCGCCGCGCCUCCUUCUACAUCUUCAACCUGCUCCUGCCCUGCAUCAUGGUCUCCUUCCUGGCACCUCUCGGCUUCUACCUGCCGGCCGACUCGGGGGAGAAGGUCUCGCUGGGGGUGACGGUGCUGCUGGCCCUCACCGUCUUCCAGCUGCUGGUGGCAGAGAGCAUGCCCCCCUCGGAGAGCGUCCCGCUCAUCGGGAAGUACUACAUCGCCACCAUGACCAUGAUCACGGCCUCCACUGCGCUGACCAUCUUCAUCAUGAAUGUCCACCACUGCGGCCCGGGGGCCCGACCCGUGCCCCCCUGGGCCAGGCGGCUCAUCCUCCACCACAUGGCCCGGCUCUGCUGCGUCUACGAGGUGGGCGAGAGCUGCAAGAGCCCUCCGCGGGCGCCGGGCGGGCGGGCGGGCAGCGGGGACGCUGGGGGGCCGGGGGAGAGCCCCGGGAAGGGGGAGGUGGGCACCGAGGCAGGGGGCUGCCCCCGGGACCGCUGUCUGUGCCACCACGACGGCUUGCUGAGGAACGUCGGCUACAUCGCCGGCUGCUUCCGGCACCACCGAGCCACCCAGCGCCGGACCAGCGAGUGGAAGAAGGUGGCCAAGGUGAUGGACCGAUUCUUCAUGUGGGUCUUCUUCCUCAUGGUCUUCCUCAUGAGCGUGCUGGUCCUGGGCAAAGCUGCCUGAUGGCCCCGCGCACCCACCCCCCCGAUGCACCCCCUGCCCACGACCGCCCCCGAGGACGGUGGUGGCCGCGGGUGCCCCAUGAAGGUGGCUCGUCCCGAGCACCCCCUGGCCACCCACGGAGCUGCGGGUGGGAGGUCCACCAGAAUCAGGGGAGAGGAGCCCAACAGUGGGACCCCCAUCCCGGCCGGGGCCGCCCCGGCUGCAGGGCUGAGGGGUCCCAGCCCCCCAGGUGGAUGCGCCAGGGCAUGCACCCGCAUCCUCCCAUUGCACCCUGCACCCAAAAAAUCCAACACAAUGGAAAUAAACCCUGGAGCGUGUGUCUUCCCUCCCCUGCCUGGUGGCUGCGGGGGGGUCCUGGGGCCUCAAUGCCCCGGGGAGGGCUGCAGCACUGGCACCAGCACCAGCUGGUGUGGGCUGGGGCUGUGCACGGAGUGGGCAGCAAAGAGGUGUGGGACCCUCAGGGACCCUUCUCUCCAUGGGGCCAUGCCUGGUCCUCGCAGCCUCAUCCCGAGCUCCACAGUGGAGGGAGGGCUGGGCAGAGCCUUUCCCUGCAUGGAUGCGUAUGUAUAGAUAGAUAUACAGACAUAAAGUUGUCCACAGACACACAUACAUACCCCGAUGUUGGCAUCGCUGUCUGGCAGGGCCCUGGUCCCCGAGCCACCCCAGUCCCCCAGUUAUCGGUGCUGCUCGGGGGUCUCGCAUCACCCCGAAACCGCCCACAAAACCCCACAGUGCCCUGAGCUGUGGCCACCGCUCC